AUGUAUAAGAUUAAUGUUAUUUUAAUGUGUACGAUAGGAACAGCACUUGUUUCAUCGCCAUUUUUAACAAACAACUCUGAACUACCUACAUCUAUUGAUUCAUUUGAAUUUUUAUAUCAGCUAUUGCUUAAAGAUGCUCAACUGUUAGUCAAAGAUCUCAGUUUUAUAUAUAAACCAUGUCGAGACAUUCUCGCAUUACUAGCGGGUUGUUAUUUGUUGAAAAAAAUUCUUCCACUACCCUAUCGUACGUAUAGAAUAUUGAAAUUAUAUUUUUUUCCAUACCAAAUCAAUCCAGUUUUGGUAAAAAUACCAUUAUCAAACACAAAUAAUACAAGUGAUGUUGAUUAUAGUGAACAUUGGGCAAUUUUGAAUGACGCCGCUACUCCGUGUGGAUAUGCUUUUGCACAAAAUCUUGCUAACCGUGGUUAUAAUCUCAUAUUAGUUUCAACAGAUGAAUUAAAAGAUCAUUUGGAGCAGUUAUCAUCAUACAUUCAAAAAACAUACUCAAUUCGAACAGUAACUGUUCUCUAUAGAUGGAAUAAUGAGAUGACGAAUGUAGAAGAUACUUUGUCAGCAUCGUCAUUAACUGUUGGACAGAUAUCGUUGGUAACUCAUAAUACAAAUUUCCAUCGUGUUGGAUCAUUCGAUCGUUUCGAAACAAUUGAAAAUAUCGCGAGAAGUUCAAAUUUAGUACUCUACAUCAAUUGUACAAGACCAUUUGAUGAUCGGAAUCUAUCAAAAACACUGAAUCCAUGUGAAAUGCAAACAAUCAUAAAUAAUUAUUUAGUGCCACCGAUGCAGCUAGCCUACCUAAUUCUUCCCUAUAUGUCAGUUCGUUCUCGUCCCGCUUAUGUCUUAAAUGUAAUGCCGCAUCGUUCAUGUAUGGAAUCAAGUUUACAUAAUUUAUUACGUCUUUACUUCAAUUCACGCAAACAAGAUUAUUCUAAUAGUGGUUUGCUUCAUUUUCAAACUGUUUAUCUUCCACCAUCCUGGAUCAAAGCAACUGUUGAUAGUCAUUCAUUAGAAAUAUUUCGAAAACUAAUAUUAUUUAAAUAUGAACAAAAUAGUAGUUCUCAUUCUACAUGGGGAUCAUGUCAUCCAAAAUUGUAUAUUGAUACAAUAUUAAGACAAUUGGGACGAACAGAAACAAGCUCAGGACAUUGGUUAGUUGCAUUGCAAUUAUUCUUAUUAUCAUGUUUACCUAAAUUUAUUUCACAUUAUUUGAUGAGUUACUAA
Didymodactylos carnosus is the source of this 1236-nucleotide messenger RNA. NCBI's taxonomy places the organism in Eukaryota, Metazoa, Rotifera, Eurotatoria, Philodinida, Philodinidae. The record is from the annotation of a GenBank genome assembly.